UCGUGAUCGUGCCCCAACUCUGCCGCAUCUCGCCGCCUCCAUCACUGUUUCGUGUCAAGGUGCUGCAGCUCAGCGCCAGUGCCUCCCUAGCUCUCCCCACAAACCUAAGGUCGCUUCCUAGACAUUUUCAAGCCGCAGCACGCCAACUGGCAGUUUUGGGGCCCCUAGGCAGAAACGAAACAAGGGAACCUAACGUCACGUCAGUCAUCAUGCUUCGAUCGGUACGAGCGGCCUGGCCCGCAGGGCGAGCGUGCCUUGCUAGGCCGAGGGCCUCGACGAGUCGCCUGAGCACAUGUCUGCCAGCUUCCACAACGGUCGCAUGCAGCAGUGCUCCCCUCUCCUCAAUUGCCAAACCUUCCUCUCGCCUGUCCGCCCUAGCAAUCCAACGCCCGACCCAGAGAUACUUCCACGCCAGCUCCUCCAGCAUGGCUGCCAACACAAGAACCGAGAGCGAUGCCUUUGGCGAGGUCCAGGUCCCCGCCGACAAGUACUGGGGCGCCCAAACGGAGCGCUCCCUCGAGAAUUUCCGCAUCAACCAGCCCCAGGACCGCAUGCCCCCGCCCAUUGUCAAGGCCUUUGGUAUCCUCAAGGGCGCUGCUGCGACAGUGAAUAUGCGCUUCGGUCUGGACCCCGUCAUCGGCAAGGCUAUCCAGCAGGCGGCAAAGGAGAUGGCCGACCUCAAGUUGCUCGACCACUUCCCGCUCGUGGUGUGGCAGACGGGCUCGGGCACGCAGUCCAACAUGAACGCCAACGAGGUCAUCAGCAACCGGGCCAUCGAGAUCCUAGGCGGCACCAUGGGCUCCAAGAAGCCGGUGCACCCCAACGAUCAUGUCAACCGCUCUGCCUCGUCCAACGACACCUUCCCAACCGUCAUGCACAUCGCCGCCGUCCUCGAGCUUGAGGGCGAGCUGCUACCAGCGCUGCGCAGCCUUCGCGCGGCUCUGCAGAUCAAGGUAGACGAGUUCGAGGCCAAGAAGAUUAUCAAGAUUGGACGCACUCAUCUCCAGGAUGCCACACCCCUCACCCUAGCGCAGGAGUUCAGCGGCUACGUCGCGCAGCUCGAGAUGGGCAUCCGGCGAGUCGAGAGCGCGCUACCGGACCUGCGCCUCUUGGCGCAGGGCGGCACUGCGGUCGGUACGGGUAUCAACACGUUCGAGGGCUUCGCCGAGGCUAUCGCGGAGGAGGUCACCACGAUGACGGGCACAGAGUUCAAGACUGCGCCCAACAAGUUCGAGGCUCUGGCGGCCCACGAUGCCGUCGUUCACGCCUCUGGUAGCCUGAAUACGCUGGCAACUUCGCUCACCAAGAUCGCCCAGGACAUUCGGUACUUGGGCAGCGGACCGCGGUGCGGGCUCGGUGAGCUGAUCCUGCCCGAGAACGAGCCGGGUAGCUCCAUCAUGCCCGGCAAGGUCAACCCAACACAGUGUGAGGCGCUCACCAUGUUGUGCGCCCAGGUCAUGGGUAACCACGUUGCAUGCACUAUCGGCGGCAUGAACGGCCAGUUCGAGCUGAAUGUGUACAAACCCCUGAUCAUCCGCAACCUGCUGCACAGCAUCCGCCUGCUGGCGGACGGCAUGCGCAGCUUUGAGAAGAACCUAGUGGAGGGCCUGCAGGCCAACGAGGAGAAGAUUGCCAGCAUCAUGAAGGAGUCGCUCAUGCUGGUGACUUGCCUCAAUCCCAAAAUCGGCUAUGAUAUGGCCAGCAAGGUGGCCAAGCACGCACACAAGAAGGGCCUGACGCUCAAGCAGAGUGCCAUGGAGCUCAAGGCGCUGACAGAGGAAGAGUUUGACACGCUCGUGAAGCCCGAGCUGAUGAUCGGCCCUUCGCCGUACAAGGGGUAGACUGCUCGACCCACUCGACAAGGUAAAGAGCGCCCGCGGUACAGCGUUGAUGCCUCAAGCUUAAAGCCUGCCGCGGACCAGCCAUACCGCCGUCGUGUACUACCAUUCUUUGACUUUUUAUGAUGAUAUGGUUUGUGCAAGUAGUAGAUACCAGUACAUAAAUAUUCAAAAAUUGAUCCACCGAGAAUCAUUUGCAGCCAGCUGUCAAAGCCAUGCAGCCGGCUUCUUGCAGCAGACAGGGUAC
Molecule: messenger RNA, 2085 nt
Organism: Lasiosphaeria miniovina
Lineage: Eukaryota; Fungi; Ascomycota; Sordariomycetes; Sordariales; Lasiosphaeriaceae
Product: L-Aspartase-like protein
Exons: 3
Coding region: 210-1841 (543 amino acids)
Biological process (GO): fumarate metabolic process; malate metabolic process; tricarboxylic acid cycle
Cellular component (GO): mitochondrion; tricarboxylic acid cycle heteromeric enzyme complex
Molecular function (GO): fumarate hydratase activity
Source: RefSeq, a predicted model, not a curated record